AUGUCCGACGAGGUAAGCGGGAAGAAACAACAAAGUGUUUUACCCAGGGAAGGUACUUCGCGUGGAAAAGCUAUCAGUAGCUCUCAUAUGUCAGUAUAUAAAAGUUCUGAAGAAGAAUCUGUACGCACAAAAGGCUCAAAAGUGUCAUCUGUCUACAAAAGUUCUGAGGAAUAUUUCGAGUACACCUGUGAUCCCUGCAAAACUGUCGGAGAUCAUGCCGAGGCUCAGGGAUUUUGUACUAAUUGUGAAGAAUACCUCUGUAGCACCUGCUUUCGGAGUCAUUCUAGAAGCAAGUUAUCAAAACAUCACGUUCUGUUGGAUAAGGACUCUAUGCCAAAAAAGACAGUUAAACAGUGCGAUCCGUAUAAAUCAGUAGGGGACUCGAUAGAGGGAGUUGUUUAUUGUAAGGAUUGUAACGAAUAUUUGUGUGAUAGUUGUUACAAGAGCCAUACGAGAAGUAAAUUGUCGAGGCACCAUAUAAUGGUAGACACGGACAAAAUAUCCGAACAAUCCGGCCGUGAUGACGAGUUAUCAUUCGCUAAAAUUGAUAUUAGCAAAAUAGCUGUCGUUGACCAGAAGUCUAAAGAGGAGUAUAACUACAUCAGAGAUGUCGAUAUCAAGGCCGGCGUAGACAAGGAAAUCUGUUAUAUCACGGAAAUGACUUUGGUCUCAAACAAUAAUCUAGUUCUGUGUGAUCGUGAUAACAAAUCACUGAAAUUGUUUGAUGCUGAAAAUAAUAUCAUUAAAGAUGUUUUAGUAUUAGAAGCAAAGCCACUCGGAAUUACAACUAUUUCCACAGACCGGAUAGCUUUUGUACUACAAAACAAAUGCCAGAUACCUGUUGUAUCAGUAAACGAACGACUAUCUGUAAUUCGAGCUGUAAAAACAAACGGUAUGUGUGUAGAUGUGAAGCAUGUCAAUGGAAUGUUUUAUGUGUCGUUUAAAGAACCUGUAAAGUUCCAGAUUAUUCAGCUUACAGGUGAGAUAUACAAGACAAUUAAACCUGAUUCUGAAGUUCUAAAACACUGCACUUUUCCAAGACACAUUGCAGUUAGUCCAGACGAGAGUCUGAUCUAUGUGUCGGACUGGAAAUCUAACAAAGUAGUGUGCAUUAACAGGCAUGGGUAUAUGAUAUCUAUGUAUCAAGGUGAGCUGGAUUGCCCGAGCGUUAUUACAAUUUCUUCGUCCGGAUCAGUCUAUCUGUGUAACCGAAAUAAGCACAACGUGAACUUGAUGACGCCUGAUCUUAAACAAUCCACCGUGAUACUAGGAGCAGAAGAUGGAUUAAAAUUCCCCGUAGCCUUGUGUUUCAAUGAAGCCAAACACCAUUUAUAUAUCAGUAGUGGAAGUGAUAAUGCCAGCUUUGGAAAUUGUAUGAAAGUGUAUGGAUCGGAAUAA
This is a messenger RNA of Mercenaria mercenaria, 1398 nucleotides long. RefSeq lists its product as uncharacterized. Gene Ontology annotation, molecular function: zinc ion binding; ubiquitin protein ligase activity. Bases 1 to 1398 code for a protein of 465 amino acids. The transcript has a single exon. The record is from RefSeq and is a predicted model, not a curated record. NCBI's taxonomy places the organism in Eukaryota, Metazoa, Mollusca, Bivalvia, Venerida, Veneridae. Gene Ontology annotation, biological process: proteasome-mediated ubiquitin-dependent protein catabolic process; protein polyubiquitination.